AUGUCAACUCUACUUAUAAAAUGCCUCUUCUUAACCGUCUGGUUUGUAAACCUCGACUGUGAAGUUUUUCAAGACCGACCCAAAAUCAAGACUUCAGAUGGCGAUUUAAUACUGCAGCCGGCUUUGAACAAGAAUAUAUAUCUUCUUCCUAACGGCCCCAUGUCAAAAGUAUUCAUCGGCUCCACAGACCUGCUCGCCCUCAACCGAAGCAGCACCCCUGGCGCUGCCCCACCUUCUGGCCCUUCCUCAAAUUACGAUACUAGUAAAUAUCAAUCGGAUAUACCUGACAUGUUGCGUAGAUUAGACAACCUAGAGAACCGUGAAAUCAUGUCGACAAAUAAUGCUCAGACGAACAUGACUACGAUUUGGAGAAGAAUGAAUAGAAUGACCUCGAGAAUUUCUCACCUCGAAGCCCAAAUCAGCUCAAUGAUGAGAGACGCGUGCCAAUCAAAUCCAUGUAAACACGGCGGUACCUGUUUAACUUUAGUGGGCGGCUAUCACUGCCUAUGCCCAUCUAAUUGGGAAGGAACUGAUUGCGAUGUGGAUGUGAACGAAUGCCGUAACUUCGCCGGAACAGACUUGGGCUGCCAGAAUGGCGCUUCGUGUAUCAAUAAACCUGGAUCGUAUGAAUGCCAAUGCAAGUUUGGAUGGUUCGGCCUCCACUGUACAAGAAAACAGAAGGAUUGUUCUGGUGGCAACUAUGAGAUAUGCGGCCAUGGAACAUGCGUGGAAGGAAAAACCGGAACUGGUAUCACCUGUUUCUGUAAUCAAGGAUGGACGCAGAAUGAUACUGGCUCCGCAUGCUUAAUAGACAUCAACGAGUGCGAUCCCAGCCAAGGACCUCAUUGCUCUGUGAACCCAAGAGUCGACUGUAUCAACACCCCCGGUUCAUUCAGAUGCGGCCCGUGCCCUCCCGGUUACGAAGGUGAUGGCUACAUAUGCUCCGACAUUGACGAAUGCAUGACAAUCCCGAACGGGGGCUGCAGCCCGUUAGUUACAUGCCAUAAUACUAUUGGCUCCCGUAUAUGCGGAAAUUGUCCACCCGGUUAUAUCGGAGACGGAUUAACCUGCAGCUGGAGAGGCACGUGUAGCGUCAAUCGCGGCGGCUGUCACCCCUCAGCGCAGUGCAUCGAUAAUCCUGGUUUCCUCGGCCAGACGAGUCCGUGCGUGUGCCCUGCCGGCAUGGCAGGCGACGGCGUGGGACCUCACGGUUGCUACGUUUCUACUGGAGGAAAUUCUACACAAGGCUGCGAAAGUAAUCCGUGUGUUCACGGACGAUGUCAUGUUCUACGCCAAGGUUAUACUUGUAUUUGUUUUGACGGCUACAGUGGCGCCCUAUGCGACGCGCACGCCGACCGCUGUGCUAGUAACCCAUGUUACAACGGAGGAGUCUGCAGACAUGAUUCCAGUUUGACGAGGGGCUUCAGAUGCGAAUGUCUGGCGCAAUAUACCGGUGAAAUGUGCGACACUCGAGUUCAAAACUGCGGUGGCAUAUUAGACAACGAAGAAGGUAGCCUUUACUAUCCUUUACACAAUACUACCUACACACAUGACUCUAGAUGUGCUUGGGUAAUCCGUACGGUCCCUGAAAAAGUAAUUAAUGUUACCUUUAGUAAAUUCAAUUUAGAACCCAGUCCAGACUGCAAUUAUGAUUUUUUGCAAAUACACGACGGUCGCAGCUCCGCCAGUCAGCUCAUUGGUAGAUUUUGUGGAAGUUCAUUGCCAAAAGGAGGUAACAUAGUAUCUAGUCACAAUUAUUUAUACCUCUGGUUUCGAUCUGAUGGUUCAAUUAAUAAAGAUGGGUUUGCUUUGCAUUGGACUAGUAUACUCCCUGUUUGCGGUGGCGAGGUAGACGCAUCUAAACACGGACGUAUCAGUUCUCCGGGUUCGCCCGGCAAGUACCCCCCACAUAGAGAUUGUUACUGGCAUUUGCAAACCAAUCUUAAUAAAAGAAUACAGUUACAUUUUUAUGAGCUAGACAUAGAAGCACAUUCUAAUUGUAGCUUUGAUCAUAUUACUAUUUAUGAUGGAGAACACCUCAGCGACCCGCUAAUCGCUCAGUAUUGCAAUUCAACUCUUCCCGCGCCUGUCCAAUCGGCUGGCUCAGAUAUCUUAAUUCACUUCCAUUCUGAUGCAUACGGGGGUGGAAACGGUUUUCAAAUAUCGUAUGCCCCGACUGAGGGCAUCCCGGGUUGUGGCGGCUUGUACACUACAGACAAAGGAGAAAUCGUCUCUCCGUCAUUCAACGGUGCCUAUUUACAUAAUUUACUAUGCGACUACAAAAUUCAAACGGCCCCGGAAACUAAAAUCCGAAUUACAUUCGUGUCUUUUGCAUUAGAACGUUCACUUCGUUGUAAGUAUGACUAUCUCAAAAUUUAUGAUGGGCCUUCGCCCGACUCGAGAUUGUAUGGCAAAUUCUGUGGCAAUACGUAUCCAAAAACCUCAUUCAUAUCUUCGUCUAAUAGUGUCUUCAUUAAAUUUCAAACGGACUAUAACAUUGCUUCAGCGGGAUUCAAAAUAACGUAUGAAUCGAUCUGCCAACAUACCAUAAUCGGGGACAGUGGAGUCAUUAAGUCUCCAGGCUACCCCAAUAAUUAUCCGGCCAAUCGAGUAUGCGAGUAUAUCAUCCACACAGUUCCGGGUAAAGCGAUUCAAUUAACCUUUCAAGAUUUUGACCUAGAGGACAACAGAUAUUAUAACUGCCGCUACGACAACGUUGAAAUCCAUGACGGACCUGAUGUAAACGCGACUUCGAUGGGUAGAUUCUGCGGAGGUUUAGAACACAUCCCACCCACAAAGACAUCUACUCAUAAUUUCAUGUAUAUCAGGUUCAGUUCUGAUAUGAGCCUCUCUGGCACUGGAUUCUACGCAAAUUACACAACAAUCGACACCAAUUGUGGAGGUAUUUACAGAGAUAAUACUGGACUCAUCAAUUAUCCUAAAUCGAUUAAUGAGCAGUACGAAAAUCGCCAAACCUGUACUUGGAUGUUAAUAGCCCCUGAAGGCUAUCUUGUAAAACUAACAUGGAAUAGAUUUGACUUGGAAGACAUGGAUGACUGUGACAGUGAUUAUCUAGAAAUCACUGAGAUAAAUGAUAAUAAUGAAAAUGAUGUUCUGCAGAGGUACUGCGGCACCACUCUGCCGCCUGCCAUGACUUCUACUACAAACCGUUUGAUGCUGAGGUUCCAUUCAGAUGCCAGUAUACGGUCAAUUGGCUUUUCUGUGCUAUAUUCUUUCGUAGACGCGAAACUAAAUUGUGGUGGAUAUUAUAUUAAAACACAUGGUUACAUAUAUUCGCCUGGAUGGCCUAACCAAUAUGAACGAAAUCGAGAUUGCACGUGGACAAUCACAGUGCCUGUCGGCCAACAAAUCAUGCUAAAUAUAUCUAAGUUCGAUCUAGAAAGACCGUUACGGGGAUCUUGUGACAAUGGUGACUUUCUAGAAAUUAAGAACGGUGCGUCAGCAAAUUCGCCUCUAGCAGGAAAGUUCUGCGGUAACUUCCAAACCAAGAUUAUAAAAUCUCUCAGUAACACAAUUUCCCUUCACUUUCAUUCUGACAUUUACUUACAGGGCAGAGGAUUCAAAAUUGAGUGGGAUGGUACCAUAACAGGUUGUGGUGGCACGCUUACUAGCGCAUCCGGAUCUAUAUCUUCCCCGAACUAUCCACAGACUUACAACGAUAACGCAGAAUGUUUCUAUAAAGUUAUUACUAGUUCUGGGUCCCGUAUUCAAAUCUGGUUUACUGAUCUAGAUUUAGAACGGACGCGGAAUUGCAGAGAUGAUUACAUUGAAAUAUUUGACGGCCUUACGGAAAACGAUCCCAGCUUAGGGAGAUACUGUGAAAUGUCAUCUGCCGUGAAUCACAUUGUAACCACCUUAAAUUACGCCUACAUUAAAUUUAGGUCAGAUAUAUACAUAGGAAGUAAAGGAUUUUAUCUAAAUUACAAUACUGUUUGUAACAAUAAUAUAACUGGCACCUACGGUAUUUUGGAAAGUCCCGAUUUUCCGGGCAAAUAUCAAGGUAGCUUGAAUUGCCUUUGGACUAUUACUGUUCCUAAAGGACAUAAAAUUAACGUCACUUUUACGCAUUUUGAUGUCUACCGAUCAUCAUAUAGGAGGUAUCCAGGUAGCAUUUCAGCGACAAGGGCCUUGUAUUCGACUUGGUCUCCACACAGAUUCAUCCGCAUAGAUGUCUGUAUUGAAGAUUACUUUCAAAUAAGGCAAUUGCCUGACAGUGAUUUUUCUGAAAAACGUUGUGGAACCACGAUACCAACUGCAUUCACUUCUAAGAGUAACGUUCUGCAAAUUAAAUUUGUAACGUCUGGUCUUGCGUCAGCCUCUGCCUUCCGGUUGGAGUGGGCAAGACAUGGCUGCGGAGGAAUUCUGUAUAAAUCAUAUGGAUCGCUGUCAUCGGAUGUAAAUCCUAUGUCCGAUGAAGAGAUGGAAUGUGAAUGGUUGUUACAAGCACCCCUGGGCAGAAGCAUUUCCAUCACAUUUUUAAAUAUAUAUUUAACGGAAACCAACAAUUGUACUGACGAUGCCAUUGAAAUUUUUAGUGGAUCAACUCCAAGGUCCCCACUGAUUACAAAGAUUUGCCGUCGCCAGCCCUCUACGAUCCAGUCAAACAGUAACACCAUGCUAGUUCGGUACGUAAAAAAAUCGAACUUAAGAGGCGCUUACUUUAAGUCCCAUUUCGACGCUUAUCGAACUGGAUGUGGAGGCAGAAUUGAUUCACCGACGGGAAUAUUUAACUCAAAAAAUUACCCUCAAAAUUAUGAUACUAACACAGACUGUACUUGGCAGAUAUCGGUCCCUGAAUAUCAUCGAAUUGAAAUAAAUUUCCAGGACAUUGAUUUAUACUCGUCAUCCGCGGAUAAUGACGACGAUUGCCAUGAUUUUAUAAAAAUUUAUGAAGAUCUAGAUGUGUUAAAUAAAAAUUAUUCUAUGUUAAUAUGCCCCAGGUCUACCAUCUCUCAAUAUACAUCAAACUCUAAUAGAAUAGCUGUUCAGUUCGUGUCUGAUACUUUCGGAACAUCUAAAGGUUUCAAGGCCAACUUUUCCAUGACUUGUGGAGCGCUUAUCACCGCUCAGUCCGACGGUAUUAUAACUAGUGAUAAAUACCUAACCCACUUGAAUCGAAGUUGUACAUGGACUUUGCUAGCACCAAAGCCUGAGCAGAAAAUUACACUCACCAUAACUCACAUUGCAAUUCCCAAAAAUUACGACACCGUAAGUAAUAGGAAUUGCCCUUCAUCCUACUUACGAAUUCUGGAAGGUAACGAUAAAAACGGACCAGUCAUUGGUGAAUAUUGCGGGAACAAAGUCCCUCAAACAAUAAUAAGUCAAGGAAGCGCACUUACCGUGGAACUAGGUACGUAUACUAAUAACAUUACUGGUAAAUUUUCUGCUCACUACACUACACUAAGCAAUGCUUGUGGCGGAUCCUACACCUCAGAACAGGGCACCAUAGCUUCACCGAAUUAUCCUCUAGCGUAUCCCGGCAGUGCGGACUGUGAAUGGAUCUUGAGCACGUCACCGGGUAAUAGAGUGUACGUUAUGUUUGAAAAGUUCGAUUUGGCAAUAUCCGAAGGUUGCAAUGAAGACUAUCUCGAAUUGCGAGAAGACAACGGUGCCGGCCGACUAUUAGGAGUAUAUUGUGGCAACACUGUACCAAUGAAUACUACAUCAGCGACCAAAAUCUAUAUGAAAUUCCACAGUGACAACAAGAAUGCUGGUAAAGGGUUUUUGAUCCAUUACGGUUUUCUGCAUGGAAAUGAAAUCACUGGCUUAGAAAAUGGUGAAAUCUCAUCUCCGCUGUACCCUGCAUCAUAUACAGGAAAUGGUGAAUACACGUGGAGAAUUUUUACGACAGACGCGUCAAUAUCUUUGGUCGUGGACCAUCUAGAAAUACAUACAUAUGGAGCACGCUGCUCAAAUUACUUAGCAAUUUACGACGGGUAUGACGAUAGUGCUCCAGUUUUACAAGAACUUUGCGGAAUACAGGACGGUUCCAAGGAAUUCCGAACAUCCAGAAAUGUUGUAUUUAUUAAACUCAAAUUAGAUAACUCAAACACUGAAUCUUUAUUCCACAUCCGCUGGGCCAAAUCUGAUAGCUCAAGUGAGAUCAAAGAGGAAGCUCAAGUCAUCAAUUGUGGUUCAAAUUUAACUGAACUAAUACAACCAGGGAAAACAGUUACUGUGACGUCACCAGGAUACCCAGAGCCAUACGCUGAUGAUUUAAACUGUGAGUGGAAAUACAAAGCUCCACGCGGCCAGCACAUAAAUAUAGAGUUUCUUGACUUUCAGCUUGAAGAAAGGCCAAAUUGUUUUGCAGACUACGUUUCGGUAUUGUCUUCAGACACUGGGAUGCAAUGGAAACCCAUAACACAAUUUAUAUGUACAUUCGAAGCAGCCCAAAACAUCAACGUUGAUACUACUUUCAUGAAGCUGAUAUUUAAGAGCGAUGACUCGAUGAGUGAAAAAGGUUUCCGAGCCCAAGUAUCUUCAAAAUGCGGCGGUCAUAUAUCAGAGCCCUCGGGUGAAGUCGGUGUCACUUGGAAAGAAUUAUCACAAGGAUAUCAGUAUGGGCCUAACAUAAAAUGCCAGUGGAGGAUAAAAGUUCGCCCCGGUCGAGUAAUAAAAUUUAAGUUUGAGCAGUUUAAUAUUACAAAUCGGGACAAUGACUGCUAUAAAUACGUUACUGUUCGCAAUGGUGAUUCCGAGGAAGCCCCUCUUUUAGGAAGUGGUAAAUAUUGUGGGUACUCCCAUGAAAAGCGUGAGGAAAUUGAGACUUCAAGUAACGCUCUUUUUGUAACAUUCAAUACCAUUAGAAACCCGGGUCAAGUUCAAACUUUCCGGUUACACUAUGAAGAGAAAAAUAUAGAAUGCGGGGUUACUUCAAAAUUAGACGCUGAACACAGCUGGGAGGUUUUCAGCACUCCCAACUAUCCUUCUAUUCCCAUGCCAUAUUCUGAGUGUGUUUGGGUUUUCAGUGGUCCUGUGGGAGAAAUAUUGAGAAUAGAUUUCUCCGAUUUUGAUUUAAAAUACGACUCCGAUUGCAAAAAAGAAGUCCUCGAAGUUAGAAAUGGUAUAUCUAGUUUAGCCCCACUUAUAGGCCGAUACUGUUAUGAAAAACCUGGAUCCAUCAAAUCCAUUAGCAAUAGCUUAUAUAUUAGAUAUGUGACUCAAAGUGAUAUGCCAAACCGUGGCCUGAAAGCUAACGUCUCCAUCGAUGUAUGCGGUGGAACAAUAAUUGCUAACUCUGGAGAACUAUCGUCACCCGGAUAUCCGCACAUAACGCCGCUAAAGGAGGGCACAGUAUGUGAAUGGCGUAUAAUAGGGUAUCCUGGCCAUGUUUUCCAAUUGAAAGCACAAACUAUGGACUUGCCUGAUUCCGAGGUUUCAUGUGCGACUAAAGUCACAAUUGCAGACGGUAUUGAAGGCCAGUAUGACACAAAUAUUAGGACAUCGGACAACAAUACAAUUAAAACUUUCUGCAACGAGGACACAGAAGAUCUGUGUAUCCCUAUAGAAACAUCUUCUAACGAGGUGAUUAUUAAAUACUAUGUUGGUAAAAGGUCUUUUUAUCACACUUCUGAUUCAAAAGGAUUUCGUUUCACCUUCGAUUCGUCAAGACCUAUGUGUGGAGGUACCAUUACAACACCAGAAGGCUAUAUAAUGACUCCUGGAUACCCUAGAAAAACAACAAUGCACUACUGUAAUUGGUUCAUCACUGUGCCCGAUACUUCCAGGAGAGUACGUUUAGAAAUCGAGGAUUAUGACCUCGGUACAGAUACAUAUCGUAUGGGAAUUUACAAUGACAACCGUUUCCAAACUUUAGUCCAAAGUAUGUCAAACAAGGAUUUGAAUCCUGCGAAAGUUUUUGAAUCGUCUGGAAAUAAACUAGCUAUUUAUGUGUGGAUGUCCCCAUUAUCUUCGCAACAUAAUAGAUUCAAAGCUAAGUUCAGCUCAAAUGAACUGGCUUUAUGUGGUGGUACCCUAACGGGCGACAGCGGCGGACUGUCUUCACCAGCUCUGGAUAGAUCUUACUCUUGCGAGUGGAGCUAUCGUAGAUAUCCUAUCAUGAAUCGAGGCGAUGACAAUGACAAUGUUGAUGUUAAAUAUAGUACAAUAUUUAUUAAUGCUAAGGUCAACUCAUCUACUGCUAGAACUCAAUGCCGCUAUAGUGACCCUGACCCUAAACUAAGUAUUAACGCUGUAAUGACUGAUAAAAGUAUCACAUUCACGAGAGAACUCUGCGGUAAUAACGAAUUGCACUAUCGUAUACCUUCAGAUGGCAUGGACUUAAUGGCAACUCAAAAUAAAGGAGCUUCCUUUUAUUUUAAUCUCGAGUGGAAAUUGCAGCCUUGUGGUGGAAUAGUAACAGUGGGAGAAGAACCUGUUAACAUUCUAAACGUGCCAAGUAAUUAUACAGAUUCAUUGGACUGUGCUUGGAUUCUUAGAGUGCCUUCAGGAAACAGGAUUAAAAUCAAACUUGAAGGUUCAUUUAAAUUAAGUUGUUCUCGUGAAUUUAUUCAGAUUAGUCAAGGGACAGAAGCUUAUCAACCCAUUAUCGGAAAUUACUGUAAAGAUAAGAUGCAAGCCACCGAUUUGACUGUGUCAUUUAGCGAAAUUUACGUUCAGUAUCAUUCUAAUGCUAAAAACAAAACAUUAAUUAAUGUCAUGGCAGAAAUUAUUAACCACCAAUGUGGAGGCUAUCUCACAAGGUUUGAUAGAGUAUUUACAUCUCCAAAUUAUGGGAAAAAUUACAUUGAAAAUCAAGAAUGCGCAUGGGAAAUCGAAGCCGACGUAGGCAAUAGAGUAUCUUUGCAAUUUGUAGAUCGAUUCGUUAUAGAAGAUACCCCGAAUUGCACAAAAGAUAUGGUUAUUAUUUUUGAUUGGGAUGACGACAUGUACACCGAAAUGGCUCGCGUGUGUGGUCGGAAUCUGCCACCCGUUUACAACUCUACGCAAAACAGGAUGAAAGUAGUUUUACGGACGGACAGUGACAUUAACUUAGACGGAUUCCGUGCUCGCUGGAGACCAAUCUGUGGAGGAAAAUACAGAGCCAGGGAAAAAGUGCAAAUAUUGUAUAGCCCUAGUUUUCCUAAUGAUUACUUGCCGGCAUUGGAUUGUCUCUAUGAAAUUUCAGCUCCGGGGCAGAAGAUCGCAUUAAAAUUCCUGGAGUUUGAGCUUGAAGGGAACUAUCCCGAAUGUUCUUAUGAUAACGUUACUGUGUCCUCAUAUAAUAUAUAUAAUUAUGAUGAUAAUACAUAUUGCGGUACCGAGAUACCAACACUAAAUCGAUACAAAGACAAAGUGUUUAUUCGUUUUAAAACUGACAGAUACAUCCAAAGGAAAGGGUUUAAAUUAUCUUAUUCAUUUUAUUCUUGUGGUGGCAGAGUAACUGCACCCACCAUCAUAUCUUCGGGUGAAGGUGUAAACUAUGACAGAGACAUGAACUGUACCUGGUUUAUUGAGGCUCCUUCUGAUAAAAUUGUCGUAGUAAAAUUUGCCGCCAUGAAAAUUGAAGGUCGUUCGUGUUCUUAUGAUUACGUAGAAUUAUUUGACGGACAUUUAAUCGAUUAUAACAAACGCAUAGUUAAGACUUGCGGAUUCCUGCAAAAUGAAAACCCUGUUUUUAGAAGCAUUGGGAACAAAAUGCUAUUACACUUUGUGACCGAUGGGAGUGUCAACUACGAGGGAUUCAAAGCUGGAAUUUUCUUCAGCUAUACUGAAUCGGUUGGUUGCGGUGGAUAUGUUAACUUGACAGAAACUUUGUCUCAAACCAUCACAUCUCCACUAAUGAAUAGUAGUGUCUACGAAAGUUACCUAGAUUGUCACUGGACUGUGCGAGCACCGGACGAUCGAGUAAUCAAAGCAGAAUUCAUCAGUUUUCAUGUAGCACCCUGCCAGAAUGUCAACCAAACAGCCUUGGGAUACAGCAAAUGCGAUUGUGAUUUUGUUGAAAUUAGGGAUGGGUUAAAUCCAGACAGUUCCCAAAUCGGUAUUUAUUGUGGUCAUACAACACCAUCUCAAGUUAUUUCUUCCGGAAACCUAAUGAGUAUUAGGCUCUCAACGGACGGUGAAAUUAACAGUUCAGGGUUCAAAGUUCGAUUAACUGCAGUUCCUAACGUUUGCGGUGUAUCCGCUUUUUCGGUGUCUACGCAAAAGUUGGUUAUACGUUCUCCGGGAUACCAAACAGGCUUCAUUCACCGAGGGUUGAAUUGUGUUUAUGAACUUAUUCCGUCUGAUAAGUAUUAUUACACUGCAAUUCAUAUAAGGAUUAAUCAAUUAGACCUGCAACCUAGCGACAGAAACCAGUGUACAACAGAUAAACUUACUAUAUCUGGCCGGAAUAUACCACGAAACCUAAGUCUUGGCUCAGAUUACGUAUACGAACACGGAGAUAGAGAGUUCUUUGAGACGCCGUACUACUUUGAGGAAGCAUUAAGUAUACCAAAAGAACUACAACUGUGCGGUGUUCAAAGUGCUGGGGAUUAUUAUUUAUAUGGCACUAUCAUUUUAAAUCUGUAUACAUCUCCAGACUACGAUUCCAACGAACAUAGAGGGUUUGAAAUUGAAGUAUCCCAUGUUGAUUUUUGCGGUAGAAACUAUACUGAACCACAAGGCCGCAUAAUGGCAUCACGACAAGAUAGCGAAAGCACCGCAAAAGAUUGUUACACACUAAUCACCGCUCCUGAGAAUUACACUAUUUCUGUAUAUUUUAUAACUGUUAAUCCUGAUUAUUUUAACGAAGAAGUAUAUUUGGAAGUCUUUGAUGGCGACAAGACGAAUACGAAAAGUUUAGUCAAAGUUGCCGGGGAGUACGACUCGCAAUUAGCAGUAUUUUCAACAGGUAGGUACCUUCUCUUGCAUAACCACCAGGAGGCCGGUGACCGUGUUGGCUUCGAUUUAAACUAUAUUAUAACCGACAAAGGAAAGGGUUGCGGCGGGAAAAUGCAAAACGAGUACGGACUGGUGGCGAGUCCCUUGUAUCCAAACACCUACCGUCAGAAGAACACAUGUGAGUGGGAACUAGAAACACUUGUCGGUACUAAACUGAGAUUACAUUUCUCGACAUUCGACUUGGGUGUGUGCAAUGAUAACUACGUGAAACUGGUUAAACGGAAUGGAGACACGAUAUCGACAUACUGCGAUGAGGAUGAGACUCCGGCUGAUUACACUAGCGAUGACAACUACGUUAAAAUUGUAUUUGCAACGAACAUGAACAACGGUGGCUCGGGCUGGAUUGCCCACUUCAUAGGUAUUGUGUAAAUACUAUAAACACACAGUCACAGUGCCGGAUUUAGACAUUUGCCGCCCGUAGGCUAUGCCGAUUUUGCCGCCCAUAUCCGCCUCGCUUAUAGGUUUUUUAAAUUACUUUCCUAUCAGAGGCGU
Messenger RNA from Cydia fagiglandana, 11400 nucleotides. RefSeq names its product cubilin-like. The record is from RefSeq and is a predicted model, not a curated record. The coding region runs from base 1 to 11277 and encodes 3758 amino acids. Gene Ontology annotation, molecular function: calcium ion binding. The transcript has a single exon. Lineage: Eukaryota; Metazoa; Arthropoda; Insecta; Lepidoptera; Tortricidae.